This is a messenger RNA of Pelagomonas calceolata, 1884 nucleotides long. NCBI's taxonomy places the organism in Eukaryota, Pelagophyceae, Pelagomonadales, Pelagomonadaceae. The record is from the annotation of a GenBank genome assembly.
CGCGGUGCAGCGUGCAGCGUCCGCAGUUUUAUGUUCGUUCGUGUGCUGCUCGCACAGCGAGCAGCGUGCCGCAGCGAUGUCGCUCGAUGCGGCGGCGACGGUACCAGCUAUGCCUUCGCGCGUGCGCGUGCAGCAAUAUCGCUCGGUGUGUGGAGUGCUGCAGUUGUGGAUUAAACGCGUAGCCGCAGGCGGCACUUACUGUGCUGAGCAGUAGCGCGACCAGUGCGCCACGCGACCGUCAAAUGCACCUCUGUUGGGGGCUCGCACGGCAAGUUUGUCGACGAAAAACCUAGGUGUCGACACACUAGUUUUCACCACGGCCGAGCGUGGCUGGUUGGAGGGGACAAACGAAGGCCUGAGAACGCUGAGGACUCGAACGUAUCCAGCCGUACCGCUUGCGCCAGUCCUGCAGCCCCAAAUCGGCCGAGCAGCGCUCCAGCUCUCUCAAGCUAGGUGCUCUCCCAAGGCGGAACGCGACGACGGCUCGACCACGAUGCUGCUGACUCGCAGAGCGGCAUGUGCGGCGCGACAGCACCAGCUCCUCGCGUCGCGAGCAGUCGCCCCGCCGCACGCCCGAUGGCGCGGCCUCGCGACGGCGCGGACCAGCAAAAGCGGCGCCACCCCAUCGCCAGCACGCAAGGCCAAUUGGGCCUCGGACGAGGUCCGCCGCCUCGCCGAGGGCGGCGACGUCGCGAAAGCGCUGGACCGCGCGAAGGCGAGUCGCGUGGACCGGCGCGCCUGGUUUACUGUAUUGAAGGCCCUGAACCGCCGGGCCACGACGCAUACUAUCAGAGGGAGCCGCAUCCCGCGCAUGGCGCGGCUCGCGUUAACGGAGAUGGCGCGGCAACGAAUGCAACCGGAAUCGCGCGACGUCACGGCGGCGAUCAACGCGUGUGUAGCAGCCGGUGCGCCAUCAGAUGGGCUCGACCUCUUCCGCCGGUUCGGUCAGGACGGAGACACGCGGCUGCGCAACGCCGCGCUGCGGGCGGCGAACGCGGCCGACGACUUCGACGAAGGUGCGAUUAUACUGGAAGGCAUGGACGCCUGGGACGACUGGACGUACGCCUACGCGGCGCAGCGCCUGGCCAGGAAGGGCGACGUCGACGCCGUGCGGCGCCUCGUCGAUACGGCGAAGGGUGAAGACGGCGCGGCGCGCGAGGUGCUGCGCAACGCUUUAGUAAGAGCCCACGCGAACUGCGGCGACGUCGACGGCGCCGUCGAGGCGGCCGCCACAUUGUUCCCCGGCGCGCUGCCGGCGCGGACGCGGUCCGUGCUCUCUUCGCUGCUGAGCGGCUCGUCGGCGGCCGGCGACGCCCAUCUUGGGGAAGAAGACGUCGAAACGGACGACGUCCUCGACGCCCGGCGCAUGACGGUGCCCGACGCGCGACGGGCCGUGCUGCUGGCGUUGCGGAGACGGGGCGAGGCGGCCUUCGCCGGCGCCGCGCUGGAGCCGCUCGUCGUGCGGUGCGGCGCGCCGCGCGUGCACUCGCCGCCGCGACGGUGGCGCCACAAACUCAAGGACCGCGGGGCGCUGCGCAGUGCGUGAAUCAAAUUGUCGCGGCGCGUCUGCCGAAUCAUGACCUCCACGCCAUCGACGCGACUCACUGAUGGAUUUAUUUGCACACAGGCACUGCGGCGCGGCGUGGAAGAUCUGCUCGGCGACCUCGGUCUGGCAUUUGUGGGGGGCGGCGUCGGCGUCGUGCGCGUCGAAGUAGAGGCGUUGGACGCGUACUUCGAGGCGCUCGCGCUGCGCCAGACGCGGGAUUCGCUGAUCCGCGCGUCGCUCGUGCGCCACGCGGCGCUGCCGGGCGGGGCGCUGCUGGCCAUGCUUGUGGCGCCCAAAUUGCUCCCUUUUGUUUGAUUGAUUAAUGUGUUAUUCUUCUA